AUGUUGCCGCCUGCUGCCGGUGACGGCUCAGGCGCCGGGUUCCAAGAGGACCUCAACAAUGUUCUCUGCUGUCCCGAUUGUCGGGAAAUUCCUCCCAACUUGGUUGAGGAAUUCUCCAGCGGAGACAUGGUGUGCCAGAGCUGCGGUGUCGUGGUAGGCACGCGCAUCAUUGACACCCGAUCCGAGUGGCGAACGUUUGCCAACGACGACCAGAACGGAGACGAUCCUAGUCGUGUUGGUGGUCCUCAGGACGAAUUCGUCGAGGGCCAGCAGCUGGCGACGUCGGUUGCCUUCUCCGAGUCGCGCCAGCACAAGAAUCUCUUGCGUGUGCAAAACAACACCAACCAGGACAAGCAGCAGCGGGGCCUCAUGCAAGCCUACAAAGAAAUUGUGUCGUUGUGCGAGGCCAUCAACAUGGGCCAAAACGUUUCCAACGCUGCCAAGCAUAUUUUCAAAUUGGUGGACAAGUACAAGUUCAUGAAGGGCAAGCCACAAGAGGCUGUGAUUGCAGGCUGCAUCUUCAUUGCCUGCCGUCAGAACAAUGUGCCGCGUACCUUUCGGGAAAUCUUCAACCUGACGAGCGUGAGCAAGAAGGAGGUUGGGAGAGUCUUUAAACAGCUGCAAAACUUUUUGCAAAAGCUGCAGGAUACGGAAGGUGAAGGCGCCACCGGUCUCAACACAGUCACAAACUACGAAAACACGUCAGUUGGCGCCGAGGACCUCUGUGGCCGCUACGUCUCGCAGCUUGGUUUCAAGAACCAGCAGAAGAUUUCCAAGAUUUCCCGGGAUCUUGCCGAGCAGGCCAAUGACAUUUCGGCGCUGGCGGGCCGCUCGCCGUUGUCAGUGGCUGCGGCAUGCAUCUACAUGGCCUGCCACUUGGUUGGCGAGCCGCGGGCGUCGCUACCCAUUGCCAAGCAAGCCGGUGUAAGCGACGGCACGGUCAAGACAGCAUACAAGCACCUGUUUGCGGCGCGUGAGCGUCUCAUCAAGAAGGAAUGGCUUGAUGACGGCGGCAACAUGGAUAACAUCCCUCAGGUGCAGAUCUAG
Molecule: messenger RNA, 1047 nt
Organism: Cordyceps fumosorosea ARSEF 2679
Lineage: Eukaryota; Fungi; Ascomycota; Sordariomycetes; Hypocreales; Cordycipitaceae
Product: transcription initiation protein
Exons: 1
Coding region: 1-1047 (348 amino acids)
Biological process (GO): transcription preinitiation complex assembly; transcription initiation at RNA polymerase II promoter
Cellular component (GO): nucleus; transcription preinitiation complex
Molecular function (GO): TBP-class protein binding; RNA polymerase II general transcription initiation factor activity
Source: RefSeq, a predicted model, not a curated record